Rotaria socialis is the source of this 441-nucleotide messenger RNA. The record is from the annotation of a GenBank genome assembly. Lineage: Eukaryota; Metazoa; Rotifera; Eurotatoria; Philodinida; Philodinidae.
AUGGCCUCUCCACCAACUCAAACAAUAACACAAGUAACCGAUAGAUGCCGCGCCAUCGUGCUCAAACUAAAGUCUCCGACAACGGAUUCGCGUCAAACUGAAUCAGCACAAAUGGUUGCUGGGGUGCAGCGACGCGUUGAUGCGAUAUUUGAUCAACUUCUCAACAGAUACGUAUACCAUGAACAGGAGCGUAUUAACCAAGAUUUACUCGCUAGAUUAAAAAAAUCGAAAGAUCCAGAUGCAUUUUUGGAGGUAUUCUUGAUAGAAUUAUACCAAGAAGCGAUCAGAGAAGAAAAGGAAUCCUUGAAGGGUCAAAUCAGUGAACAAGAAAGACGAGAAAUGGAUAAUCUGUCGAGAAAAGCAUCUGAUGCAAAACAAAAGAUGGGUAAAAACGUGAUGCAAGCUGAUUCUGCUAAUCCUCAUAAAGAAUCUUCGGUGUAA